CUGUUCACCGAAAAUAAUGGAACCUGCAAGGCGGGGCAUUUGUUUCUCACAAGUCAAACACAUCAACUCAAAACUUUGAUCCUAAUUUUGGAACUGUAUCGCAUUCCACUGUUGUUUUCUCGAGUGUGAAUGUUACGAAAAAUAGAAAAACAACUUUGGCAGUCAGGCAACUGAAAAUGAAUCUCCUAUCACUAUCAGACGUGGUACUGAUAUCUGUCUUACUGGGAAACUGUUGCCAGCCACUACUAGGUGGUGGAGUCAAAGUGACACUGUUGAAUCGUCGAGUCAAACCUGGCAAUAAACUGGAACUAAAUUGUCGUGUUGAUCCGGGAGAGAAGGCAGGGCUGCCCGUUGUUUUACCUCGGCGAUGGAUAUCCAACGGUGCAGUAGUUGAACUCGACCAUAAUCGCCUCCCACCAGGAGCCGAAAAGACUUUAACCAUAACCAACCGUUUUCAGGAUAUCGGUUUCACUUUCAUUGCGUCCGUCGUCAGUCGCAUCCGGUGGACGGCAGUCCCCAAAAAAGCUUCGGGCAUCUAUCAGUGUCGAGAUUCGAACGAUGUCAGCCAGUCAACAAGCAACGCCACCUUGAUCGUAGCCAAUUCGAGCCAACAUGACGAUGGGCGAUUUCAUGGACGGAUUCAGGAUCAGGAAAAGAAAAUUCACAUUUUCCAGAGCGGAUCGACUUUCAAUUUGACGUGCCUUACUAGUGUCGGUCAAGUUGAAUGGCUGGGACCUCAAUCAGUGGAGGAUGAUGAGUACUAUUACCGAGAAAAGGAGAUCCCUCUGAGAUUUCGAUGGUCUAAAAAAACAAAAUUCAAGGGGUCUAUUUCUAUCCUGAUUGUUCAGAACGCCAGUUAUUUGGAUACGGGCUAUUACACCUGCUACAAUAAUAAUAACUUUAAUGUCAUCGACCGUCAAUUUGUUUACGUCGAAGAUCCCCAACAUCUGAUUCUUCCACCGGUCAUGCAGCCGGUGGGUCAACAUCGAAACUUACGAGUUAUUGGCUAUUAUUCGGAAUCCGAUGUCCAGGUUGGCUGUGGUCCGACUCAUCCAUCCGUCCGGGUUAUCCUAAAAAAAUUAGACAACGAAAUCAAAGCAAUUGCAUCCUCAGAACAACCAGAUGGUCUAAACAACGACUGGAGUUUCAAUCCAUUUGAAGGAUUCAAAAUCAACAUGGUCUAUUCUUGGGAAAUGAUGCAUUGA
This is a messenger RNA of Daphnia pulicaria, 1205 nucleotides long. RefSeq lists its product as uncharacterized. The coding region runs from base 177 to 1205 and encodes 342 amino acids. The record is from RefSeq and is a predicted model, not a curated record. The transcript has 7 exons. NCBI's taxonomy places the organism in Eukaryota, Metazoa, Arthropoda, Branchiopoda, Diplostraca, Daphniidae.